AAAUAAUAAUAAAAUCAGCUCGACGGCGCGUCGCCGAUGAAAAAAUGAGUAUAUAUGCAUCGGAAGUCGACCGCCAUCUUCUUCCAGCGAGGGAAAGGGAAAUUCUCUGUUAAAACGAGUUGAAUUGAAGUUCAGAGGAAAAGAAAGAUCUUCUACUUGGAUGGCGCAGAUUCCGAACUUGGAUAAUGCUCCCCUGAAUCUCCGAGCACUCAGGGAACAAUCUCAGAAGGAGCUUAUAAACAUCCUGAAAAAUAUUCGAGGAAGGAAGUGUUUGGUCGUUGAUCCUAAGCUUGGAGGUUCUCUUUCAUUAAUCAUCCAGACGUCAAUUCUUAAGGAACAUGGAGCUGAAUUACGACAUCUAUCAUCUGAUCCAAUUCAAACUGACUGCAAUAAGGUGGUUUAUCUUGUUCGUGCUCAGAUGGAUUUGAUGAGAUUUAUAUGUUCACAUAUUCAAAAUGACACUUCGAAAGGACUUCAAAGAGAAUACUUUGUUUAUUUUGUCCCUCGCCGCACAGUGGUUUGUGAGAAGGUUCUGGAGGAAGAAAAGGUCCACCACCUGUUGACCAUUGGGGAGUAUCCUUUAUACGUAAUUCCAUUGGAUGAGGAUAUUCUGUCAUUUGAGCUUGAUCGUUCUAACAAAGAAUACCUCGUUGAUGGUGAUACUAGUUCACUCUGGCAUAUUGCAAAAGCUAUCCACAAGCUUGAGUUUUCCUUUGGAGCAAUACCAAAUGUGAGGGCCAAAGGCAAAGCAUCUGUCCGUGUUGCUGACAUUCUGAAUCACUUGCAAACAGAGGAACCUGUUAACUCAAAUGAUAUGGCUGUGCCAGAGAUAAAUACACUCAUUCUUUUAGAUAGGGAGGUAGACAUGGUCACUCCCAUGUGUUCUCAGUUGACAUAUGAAGGGUUGGUUGAUGAGUUUUUGCAAGUGAAUAAUGGUGCUGUGGAGCUUGAUUCAUCAAUCAUGGGUGCUCAACAAGAUGGAAAAAAGAUUAAGGUUCCACUUAAUUCAAGUGACAAGCUGUAUAAGGAAACAAGGGAUCUCAACUUCGAAGUGGUUGUCCAGAUUCUACGUCAAAAAGCUAUGUCCAUGAAGGAGGACUAUGCAGAGAUGUCAACAACCACGCAGUCCGUUUCUGAGUUGAAGGACUUCGUUAAAAAGCUUAAUUCGUUGCCAGAAAUGACAAGGCACAUUAACCUGGCUCAACACUUGUCGACGUUUACUUCAAAGCCAUCCUUCCUUGGGCAGCUUGACAUGGAACACACAAUUAUUGAAGCUGAAAGCUAUGACAUAUGUUUUGAGUACAUUGAAGAAUUGAUUCAUAAGCAGGAGCCUCUUGUUAAAGUCCUCCGUCUUCUCAUCUUGCUUUCUGUUACAAAUUCUGGUUUACCUAAAAAGCAAUUUGACUACUUGAGGAGAGAAAUACUUCACAGCUAUGGGUUUGAACACAUGGGCACAUUAAAUAACAUUGAGAAAGCGGGAUUAAUUAAAAAACAGGAGUCAAGAAGCAACUGGCUGACUAUCAAACGUGCUCUGCAACUUGUUGUAGACGACACAAAUACAGUCAACCCAACUGAUAUUGCCUAUGUCUUUUCUGGAUAUGCUCCUCUUAGCAUUCGUCUUGUCCAGCAAGCUGUUAGGUCUGGAUGGCGUCCUGUUGAAGAAAUUUUGAAGUUAUUACCUGGGCCCCAUUCAGAAACAAAGAGAGGUGGAUUCCUUAGCAGUUCAUCAUACGAUUCCUUGCAAGGGGCUUCAACCAGUAAUGACAAAGUGACGGAUGGAAGGCGCACAGUCGUUCUCGUCGUUUUUAUUGGAGGAGUCACAUUUGCUGAGAUUUCUGCUCUUCGAUUUCUCAGUGGUCAGGAGGGAAUGGCCUACGAGUUGAUAGUUGGUACCACGAAGAUAGUUAGUGGCAAUAGCUUGACUGAAUCAUUCAUGGAGAAGUUAGGCUAGUUGUGUUUCUAAAAGGGAAAUAAAUCAUUCAUACAUCUAAGCUUUUUAUCUAAUUUGAUCUGCAAUGCUCUCAAACCUUUUUGGUUCACUUAAUACUUUGAUCUUUUUGUCUCGUUUUUUUCUCUUUUGAUUGAGAUUAGUCGACCGUGACAAUACAGAGUGUUGGUUUGCCCCUGUUCUUGCAGUAACC
Messenger RNA from Cucurbita maxima (winter squash), 2141 nucleotides. RefSeq names its product vacuolar protein-sorting-associated protein 33 homolog. Lineage: Eukaryota; Viridiplantae; Streptophyta; Magnoliopsida; Cucurbitales; Cucurbitaceae. Gene Ontology annotation, cellular component: vacuole; CORVET complex. The record is from RefSeq and is a predicted model, not a curated record. Bases 161 to 1951 code for a protein of 596 amino acids. Gene Ontology annotation, biological process: intracellular protein transport; vesicle-mediated transport. The transcript has 22 exons.